UAGCUAAGUGUGUUUUAGGUGAUCGCGUGUCAGAAUGGCUCGUACUAAGCAGACCGCCCGUAAAUCCACCGGAGGAAAAGCUCCUCGUAAGCAGCUGGCGACUAAAGCGGCCCGUAAGAGUGCGCCCUCUACUGGAGGAGUCAAGAAGCCCCAUCGCUACAGGCCCGGGACCGUGGCUCUGCGUGAGAUCCGGCGCUACCAGAAGUCCACCGAGCUGCUGAUCCGCAAGCUUCCCUUCCAGCGUCUGGUGCGUGAGAUCGCUCAGGACUUCAAGACCGACCUGCGCUUCCAGAGCGCCGCCAUCGGAGCCCUGCAGGAGGCCAGCGAGGCGUAUCUGGUGGGUCUGUUCGAGGACACUAACCUGUGUGCCAUCCACGCCAAGCAUGUCACCAUCAUGCCCAAAGACAUCCAGCUGGCUCUAUCGCGUGUCAGAAUGGCUCGUACUAAGCAGACCGCCCGUAAAUCCACCGGAGGAAAAGCUCCUCGUAAGCAGCUGGCGACUAAAGCGGCCCGUAAGAGUGCGCCCUCUACUGGAGGAGUCAAGAAGCCCCAUCGCUACAGGCCCGGGACCGUGGCUCUGCGUGAGAUCCGGCGCUACCAGAAGUCCACCGAGCUGCUGAUCCGCAAGCUUCCCUUCCAGCGUCUGGUGCGUGAGAUCGCUCAGGACUUCAAGACCGACCUGCGCUUCCAGAGCGCCGCCAUCGGAGCCCUGCAGGAGGCCAGCGAGGCGUAUCUGGUGGGUCUGUUCGAGGACACUAACCUGUGUGCCAUCCACGCCAAGCGUGUCACCAUCAUGCCCAAAGACAUCCAGCUGGCGCGCCGCAUCCGUGGAGAACGUGCCUGAGCUCUCUCUCUCUCUCUCUCUCUCUCUCUCUGUGUGUGUGUCUCUCUCUCUUGCUGUUUGUUGGUAGUUUUAGAGUUCAGUCCUGGUGGAGUGGGUGGCGUCUCUUUGUUUUUUGGCUACAGACUUUUAGGGUACUUCCUGUUUGCAUGUACCAGCCCGUGACUGAUCAGCCUCACACACACACACACACACACACUGUCCAUCGAUCACGAGUGAAGGUUAAAUAAGGCGGUCAGGGCUGAUGUCUGUAUUCAGGGCGUUAUGUCUCUCAUGCAGGGUGCUAAAACAGCCCUGACCCAUCCCAGAAUUCCCUGCACCGUCCAUCACGAGCGCGCACGUGUGUGUGUGUGUGUGUGUGUGUGUGUGCGUGUGUGUGUGUGUGAGGUUCUCAAUCAGCACGGGGUUUGUAUACAAGCAUCUCUCCAACAAAUGUUUAUUAUUGCAAUAUCAAGAAUUACUUUUAAUAAUUAUUGAUGUCUGUUUCUUUUUGUAUGCAUCCAUAUAAGCUUGUCUCAUAGAUCUAGAGCAUAUUUUUGAAGGUGGAGACUCUUCUAAAGACAGUUUUACAUCACAAAUCAUGUUUGUUUUCUAGAGGAUGGGUUGGGUUCAGUCUCAGGAUGUUCAGCAGUACUCUAACUGGCUCCAGCGCUCAGAAUAACAUGAACGAGCCGUUGAUUUUGGGUCUUUCAGUAGGAGGAUCUGGACGGAGUGACUGAUUCGAACUGAAUAAAUAUAUAUUGGCUUGAUACUGUUUUUGAGUUUCACCACGAGAAUGUCCUUCAGUAAAGAGCAGUUUUCUACUCCCCUCUCUUCAGCGUCUCACGACUCCUCAGGCAGACAUGGAGACAUUAUUAUUUAAUCCUGCGUGAUUUGUGGGUGUUUAGUUUCUCCUUUAUUCAGAGUCUGACUACAGAACAUUCAGGUGUUUAAUAAACUUAUCUUAAUAUUCCUCCUAAUUGUGUAAUAAAUGGAUGUCACACACUUUUGUGGGUUGUCUUUCACUGUGAAGUUCAAAUAAACUGCAUUCAACUCUUGUUAUAGAAA
Cyprinus carpio (common carp) is the source of this 1888-nucleotide messenger RNA. Its product is annotated as histone H3.3A-like. The transcript has 6 exons. Gene Ontology annotation, cellular component: nucleosome. NCBI's taxonomy places the organism in Eukaryota, Metazoa, Chordata, Actinopteri, Cypriniformes, Cyprinidae. Bases 35 to 844 code for a protein of 269 amino acids. Gene Ontology annotation, molecular function: DNA binding; structural constituent of chromatin; protein heterodimerization activity. The record is from RefSeq and is a predicted model, not a curated record.